GCCUUCACCCUUCUGUAUUUCCCUCAUGCUCUGUUUUUGUGUUCAUUCAAUAUUUCAUUUCGUUUUCAUGGUUCAUUUGUAGAUCGGAAACCCCCUGACUUUACCUUUCUACACUAUUAUUUCCGUCAGUCAGUUUUCUUUACAGAAAUGACAACUGCCGCAAGACCAACUUUUGAUCCUGCCAGAGGUGGACAAGGUCGAGGUGAAAAGGACCUCAGUGCCAUAUCAAAACAAUAUUCUAGUCGAGAUUUACCGAGUCACACCAAACUCAAAUUCAGGGAACAGGGCCAAGGAACCAAUGCAGAAUUGAAAGCUCGCGAUUUUCGGAAGGAAUUAGAGGAAAAAGAAAAAGACAAAGAUGCCAAAGGUCUGAAGAGGAUUGUGGACGCCUCAUCAAGUAAUAGCAAACGACCAAGAGUUGAACAGCUGCCUGCAUCAAGCCUUGACGUUGAUGAUCCAAUUGAUGAUGAUGAUUCAGAUGACCCAGACAGUGAGGAUGACACUGCAGUGCUUCUUGCAGAACUCUCCAGAAUAAAAAAAGAACGAUCUAUAGAGCAAGCCAAGAAGGCAGCAGAAAAAGCACAAGAAGAAGAAAAUAUUCGCAUGGAGAAUAUCUUAAGUGGAAAUCCAUUAUUGAAUUAUUCCGCCCAAGCGCAGAAAGUGGACUUGAAGGUAAAAAGACGUUGGGAUGAUGAUGUCGUAUUUAAAAACUGUGCUCGAUCAGAACCUGAAAAAAAAACGAAUCAUUUUAUCAAUGACUCCCUACGUUCUGAGUUUCAUAGGAAGUUCAUGGAAAAAUAUGUGAAAUAGAAAUUAAAUUGUUUACUUCUGUUACAGCAUGUACAUAUUCAUUUUGUACACUCUAAUAUUACCUAUUAUUUUUGGAGAGCUUGGAAACUUGACAGGCGGACUUUCUGUACAGAACUUAAUUAUUUUCAGAAAUUAUACCAUUGAGAGAGCUCGCAAUGGAGAAAAGUACAUGGAUUGAUUCAUGCCUCAAAAGGUCCAACUCGUUUGCCCCAGAGACACUUUUUUAAUAAAAUUAUGUCAUUUUUCCACCAUAUUACUUUCCUUCAAUGGACCACUAGACAAGCUACGAAUUCCAGCGUUCUGAUAAAUGUAUCUUAACCAAAAUUUCACGUAAAACAUUGCACGUACAACGAAAA
Molecule: messenger RNA, 1166 nt
Organism: Bemisia tabaci
Lineage: Eukaryota; Metazoa; Arthropoda; Insecta; Hemiptera; Aleyrodidae
Gene: c12.1
Product: spliceosome-associated protein CWC15
Biological process (GO): mRNA cis splicing, via spliceosome
Cellular component (GO): catalytic step 2 spliceosome
Molecular function (GO): RNA binding
Source: RefSeq, a predicted model, not a curated record